AUGGAGCCUAGUGAGAUAAUCUCUCAAGAAUGGAGCUACCUUAGUGGGGUUUACACUGCUCAGGAAGCUGAGUUUAUGACCCAGUUUCUUGAAAACUGUUCAGUCCCAGAGGAUCUCUAUGGAAAUGCCAACUUGGGAUUUCAAUCUUCUUCUGCAUUUUGGCCUACAGGCUUCACUGGUGACAGCUUCUAUUUUCCUUCAAAUGUUGCUGAUGCUACCAAUAAUUUUGGUUCCAUAUCAAUGUCCCGUGAAGUACAAGUUUCUGAACCAGCACAGGAGGAUGGUAAAACCAGCAACCUGCAGAACUCUGGAAAGAGAUCAAGGAGCUCAUUUGAGAAGAACAAGAGGAAUGUUAAACCAAGGAGGAAUCCAGAGUCUUUUAAAAGCAACAAGGAAGAGAAUAGAAGCAAUGGUGGCCUUCAUGGGCACAACUCUAGCAGCUUCUGCUCAUCAGAGGAUGAUUCCACUGCUUCUCAGGAGGAUGACACAGACCCUAAAAACAAUAAAGAUCUUAACUCAAACAGCAAAUCAAGAUCUGACAAAGGUCCUGCCACUGAUCCCCAGAGCCUCUAUGCAAGAAGAAGAAGAGGGAGAAUAAAUGAAAGGUUGAGAAUCUUACAAAACCUUGUCCCUAAUGGAACGAAGGUGGAUAUAAGCACUAUGCUUGAGGAAGCUGCUCAAUAUGUGAAAUUUUUACAGCUACAAAUUAAGCUUCUUAGCUCUGAUGAUCUAUGGAUGUACGCUCCGAUUGUUAACAAUGGAUUGAAUAUUGGACUAGACCUCAAUUUCACUCCAACUAAACAGGCAUAA
Neltuma alba is the source of this 810-nucleotide messenger RNA. RefSeq names its product transcription factor bHLH85-like. Gene Ontology annotation, molecular function: DNA-binding transcription factor activity; protein dimerization activity. Gene Ontology annotation, biological process: regulation of DNA-templated transcription. The record is from RefSeq and is a predicted model, not a curated record. Bases 1 to 810 code for a protein of 269 amino acids. The transcript is spliced from 5 exons. NCBI's taxonomy places the organism in Eukaryota, Viridiplantae, Streptophyta, Magnoliopsida, Fabales, Fabaceae.